GUGUAAAAAUGGCGAAAAAGAAAUCGGACGAAAAAAAUAAUCAAGAUGAUGACAAUACCAAAAAUGAGAGUGAUUUAUCGUCCAAUGAUGAAGAACCAAACUUCAGUGAUCCAGAGGGAUUCGUCGAUGAUAUAUCUGAUGAAGAGCUUGUAGGUGAUAUUUUGAAACUGAAACCUAAGGAGACUGAUGGAGUUGAAAGCGUAAUAGUGGUCGAUGGUGUUCCACAAGUAGGUCCCAGCCGUAUUGAAAAACUUAAAUCUGUCAUAAAUAAGAUAUUUGUCAAGUUUGGAAACAUUGUGAAUGAAUAUUAUCCAGUAAAUGCAGAAGGACAUACUAAAGGCUACAUAUUCAUUGAGUAUUCAUCACCUGUCCAUGCUGCAGAAGCAGUAAAACUUACCAACAACUUCAAACUAGAUAAACAGCACACUUUCCAAGUGAACCUGUUUACUGAUUUCUCUAAGUAUGAGCAAAUUCCUAACAAAUGGGAGCCUCCAGAGCCCCAGCCAUAUGAAGGACAAGCUGAUUUGCAUUAUUUUAUGUUGGAGCCUGAUGCAUAUGACCAGUUUGCUGUUGUAACUGCCCAGGGCUCAUCUGUGCAGAUUUGGCAAAAUACUCAACCAGAUCCUACCCUUGUUGAGCAACGUAGUCAAUGGACCCAGACAUACAUCAAAUGGUCUCCUUUAGGUACCUAUUUGUCUACUUUCCACAAGAUGGGUAUUGCCUUGUGGGCUGGACAUAACUAUGCCCAGUACAAGAAAUUUGCUCAUCCUGGAGUGCAGUUCAUUGACUAUUCACCAUGCGAGAAAUAUUUGGUCACCUAUUCUCCACAGGGUGAUCCUCAUAAUCCUGAUCAGAAGAGGAUUAUCAUUUGGGACAUUAGGACUGGUUUGGAAAAGCGUUCUUUCAACCCCGAAGGCCCUACAGCAUGGCCGAUUUUCCGUUGGUCACAUGAUGACAAAUACUUUGCACGUAUCGGGCAAAAUAAUGAUGCUCUACAAGUGUACGAGACGCCAUCCUUCGGAUUGCUCGAAAAGAAGUCAAUCAAGAUCAAUGGCAUCAGAGACUUCAACUGGUCACCAACUGAUAAUAUUGUUGCUUAUUGGGUUCCAGAAGAUAAGGAUGUGCCUGCUAGCGUAACUUUGUUGGAAUUGCCUAAUAGAAAUGAAAUUAGAAAGAAGAACUUGUUCAACGUCGCCGACUGUAAAAUUCAUUGGCAGAAAAGUGGUGAUUACCUCUGUGUAAAAGUAGACAGGUAUUCGAAAGUGCGCAAGGAGAAGAACGAGACCAAGUACUCCGGCAUGUACUGCAACUUCGAGGUGUUCCACAUGCGCGAGAAGCAGAUACCCGUCGACAGCGUCGAGUGCAAGGAGCCCAUACAGGCUUUCGCCUGGGAGCCUGUCGGGUCCAAGUUCGCCAUGAUUCAUGGCGAGUCGCCCAACAUCAACGUCAGCUUUUACGAGGUGCGGGUCGGCCAGGCGCCCAUUUUGCUCAAGAAAUUGGAGAAGCGCGCGUGCAACCACCUGUUCUGGUCGCCGGGUGGGCAGUUCGUCGUGUUGGCCGGCCUCGGCUCCAACGGCGGCGGCUCGCUGGAGUUCGUCGACACGCACGACUUCCUCGUCAUGAACACCACCGAUCACUUCCAGAUGUCCGACGUGGAGUGGGACCCGACGGGGCGGUACGUGUCGACGGGGGUGUCCUUCUGGAAGACCAAGGUCGAUACAGGAUACUGGAUCUGGUCGUUCCAAGGCAAAAUCCUCAAGCGCUUCAACAUGGAGAAGUUCGCGCAGAUGCUGUGGCGACCGAGGGCGCCGAUGCUGCUCGGCGAGGAGAAGCAGAAGGAGAUCAAGAAGAACCUGAAGAAGUACUAUCCGCAAUUCGAGAGCAAAGAUAGGAUGCGGCAGUCGAAGGCCUCGAAGGAGCUGAUCGAGAAGAGGGCCGCCCUCAUGGAGAAGUUCAAUGAGUACAGGCAGGAGAGGAUAAAGGAGUAUUUGGAUAACAAACCGAGGCGAUUGGCGCUUAGAAACCAUGUUGAUACUGAUGAGUUAGAUGCAGAUACGCAGAAUGUAGAAGAAGAAGUUGUAGAAUUCUUUAUCAAAGAGGAAGUGACAAUUAUAGACUAA
Phaedon cochleariae (mustard beetle) is the source of this 2120-nucleotide messenger RNA. Lineage: Eukaryota; Metazoa; Arthropoda; Insecta; Coleoptera; Chrysomelidae. The record is from the annotation of a GenBank genome assembly.